AUGUACUGCCUGUCACCUUCAAUAGUGCAAAGUAUUGAACAAGAUUUAUUUGAAUUGGAAAUUGGUCAUUUAUCUAUUCAAAAAAUCUUAAAUCCAACUGUUGAAAACUCCAUGAGAUCACAAUUGAGUGUUAAUGACUGUGAAGUUACAAAAAUAACCGACUCUGUGGUAGGAAGAUCACAUUGUGAAUUGUGUAAAGAAGAAAAUUCUGCAAGCUUUACCUUUUCAGAGAACAUUCGACUUUCAGGUGAUAUGAUCAUAAUAUUUGGAAUUAAAAAUCCACACACUCAAAAGAGAAAAGAAAUUGGAAGAAUUGGACUUCAUAGUGCCUUCCUUCCACAAAAUCUUGUGAAACUUUCAAAAUUGGAAAUUGAUGGAGUGCACCGAAAGGACAUUGUGAGUCAAGAUUUUAGAGUUGAAAUUUUGUUUAGGGAGAUUUCAAACAAUGACACUACGAACAAGAAGAAUCACUUGUCAGAACCCUCUCUCUACUCCUUCGAUUCAAUCCUCUCACCCAUUUCACACAAGCUCAAAAAAUCAGAAUUAUUUUCCCUCCCAUCCACUUGCACAACCAUGAAUCACUUUGCCUUUAUAUAUUCCAAAGAUUAUGCACUUUCGUAUCAUCGUUACGUGAAAGAUCAUGUACGACUCGAGAAGGCACUUGAAACAAAUCCAACACUUGAACAAACACUUUCACCGGCAGUCCUCUUUUCGAAUCAGUUCAUUCAUCCAAGACCCAUGCCUUUAAAAGUGAGAUUGAUUGCUCAUUCGAAUGAACAAGAUGUGCACACUCAUGGUAAAUUUAUUUCUGUGUCCAUCACGAUUGGAUAA
Naegleria lovaniensis is the source of this 831-nucleotide messenger RNA. RefSeq lists its product as uncharacterized. Lineage: Eukaryota; Heterolobosea; Eutetramitea; Acrasida; Naegleriidae. The transcript has a single exon. The record is from RefSeq and is a predicted model, not a curated record. Bases 1 to 831 code for a protein of 276 amino acids.